AAAAAAUAAAAAAAAGAAAAGGAAAAGAUGCCUUCGUCUCUUAUAAUGACUACUACUACUACUACUACUACUGCUGCUGCUUCUACUAUUGCAGAAUUUAUUAAUAUUGAAGAUAGAUUGUUUGAUGAUAAAUAUCUUUCGCCAGAAGUCCAGUCAAAUUUACCUGAAGGAUAUAAACUUAAUCCACUUCGAGCCAAUGAUUUUGAUAGAGGUUAUUUAGAUGUCUUAUCUGUUUUAACUGAUGUUGGUUCACAUACUUCUGAAAGUUGGAAUACUCAAUAUCAGUUUAUGAAAAAACAUAACGAUACUUAUUUCAUUGUGACCAUUACAGAUGAAAAGAAGAAUCGUAUUGCUGCUACUGGAACUAUUCUUAUUGAACAUAAGUUUAUACAUAAAAAUGGUAUCGUAGGUCAUAUUGAAGAUAUUGCUGUCGAUUCUUCUCAUCAAGCAUUAAAAUAUAUUGGUCAAGUCAAUGAUUGUUACAAAGUUAUUUUGGAUUGUGCUACUAAAAAUGUCCCAUUUUAUGAAAAGUGCGGUUUUAGUCUUAAAGAAAAUCAAAUGGCUUGGUAUAUUCAUCAACAACAAGGACAAAAAUCACAUUUAUAAAAGAAAGGAUUUAUAAUAUAUUUAUACCCUUUAUUAUUAUUGUAAUAAUAGUAAUAAAAAAAAGAACCUCAAAUUUUAGAAUGUAUAUUAAAUAUUG
Messenger RNA from Cokeromyces recurvatus, 703 nucleotides. RefSeq lists its product as uncharacterized. The coding region runs from base 28 to 606 and encodes 192 amino acids. The transcript has 4 exons. The record is from RefSeq and is a predicted model, not a curated record. NCBI's taxonomy places the organism in Eukaryota, Fungi, Mucoromycota, Mucoromycetes, Mucorales, Mucoraceae. Gene Ontology annotation, molecular function: glucosamine 6-phosphate N-acetyltransferase activity; monosaccharide binding. Gene Ontology annotation, cellular component: Golgi apparatus; endoplasmic reticulum-Golgi intermediate compartment; endoplasmic reticulum. Gene Ontology annotation, biological process: UDP-N-acetylglucosamine biosynthetic process.